Molecule: messenger RNA, 4828 nt
Organism: Andrographis paniculata
Lineage: Eukaryota; Viridiplantae; Streptophyta; Magnoliopsida; Lamiales; Acanthaceae
Product: paired amphipathic helix protein Sin3-like 3
Exons: 22
Coding region: 568-4584 (1338 amino acids)
Biological process (GO): negative regulation of transcription by RNA polymerase II
Cellular component (GO): histone deacetylase complex; chromatin
Molecular function (GO): transcription corepressor activity
Source: RefSeq, a predicted model, not a curated record
UCUCUGGAUUUUCAUUUCUGUGGCAGUGUGCGGCGGUCGGGCGAUACGUACGAAUGUACGACAGCAGAAAUAUUAAGAAAAUACAGAAACUCUGAAGCGGCGGACACGUACUCAAUUGAGGCGGUUACUUGUUCUGCGCAAACUUCACAAGCUCUACAAUUUUUGCGGUUUUGCUUUCCCUCCCGCACCGAUUGCAGCAAUGCUGUUCUGCGAUUGACUUCUUCGCAUCUUUGUUCUGUAGGAUCUGAGGUGAUUCCAACUAAUCAGCGGGCUGGUAUCUGCAACUGAGAUUAAUUUAUUCACCGUCUAAGCCUGCUUUGUUGAUUUUGAUUUUGAUUUUGAUUUUGAUUUUGCUUGUUUAUGUUUUGUUUUUGUUUUUGUUUUUUUUUCUCUCUUUUCUCUAUAAAGUUAUGCGCUUUGGCUGAUUUUUUGCAGGAUGUCGGGUUUCAAUUUGCUUUUCCUUUCCGAUUGAAGCAUGUAAAAUUUAUUUUUUGAAGUUUCAGGGAUUUAAUAAGAAGCCUAUACAGUAAUUGAGGAUUUGGGAUUGGCGUGGAGACUAGGUUUGAGAUGAGGAGGGGUGUGGAUAAUGUGCCUAAGAGCUCCCAACACAAGCAGCCCGCGGCUUCUAGUCGCAUUGCGCCGACCAGGCAAUUCCAGACAUCAACUACCAGCCCAGUGGGAGGAUUGACAUCAAAGGAUGUCCUGACAUAUGUAAAAACUGUUAAAGAAGUUUUUCAUGACAGAAAGGAUAAAUAUGAUGAAUUUAUAAAUGUUAUGAAAGAUUUCAAGGCACAAAGAAUCAAUACGGCUGCUGUUAUGUCAAAAGUGAAGGAGUUAUUUAAAGGUCACCGGGACCUAAUUUUGGGUUUCAACGCCUUUCUGCCAAAGGGUUGUGAGAUCAGCCCCUCACCUGAGGAAGAACCGGUGAGAAAAAAGGGAGUAGAAUAUAAAGAAGCUCUCAAAUUUGUAGCCGGAAUCAAGACUAGAUUUCCAGAUCAUGUGUACAAAGCUUUCAUCGACAUUUUAAAUUUGUUCAAAAAUGACAGAAAGUCUAUAACAGAGGUUUAUAAUGAGAUCUCAAUUCUUUUCAAGGACCAUGUUGACGUAAUUGUAGAUUUUGCUCGUUUCUUACCUGAUCUUUCGGGGAAUGCGCAUCUUCGGCCUCCAGAGCCUUCUAGGAAUCCCAUCCCAUGUGAGGACAAUAGGGACUCUCCUCUGGCUAUAGCAAAGACUGUUGAAAAGUAUCCCAGUCAACCUGUUGUGGAUCUGAGGAACCAUGUUGAGAAAGAAAAUAAAGAAGGUAGAGAGAAAAUUGAGUUGGGAAAGGGUGAUAACUUAGAUCACAAAAAGAGCUGUGCCCGUGAGGAUGACCCUGCGACCAGCCAGUUUCAUCGAGGGAUGCAAGGCCCAGAGUUUGUUUUCCUUGAUAAGGUGAACAAGACAAUACAGGAUGCUGAAAGUCGCAACAAAAUUCUAGACUGCAUUCGCCCCUAUAAAAGCCAGCUUAUCACAGCAGAUCAAUUUCAAACUAUGGUAACUAGUUUAAUUGGAACACAUGCUGACCUGAUGGAAGCAUGCGAUGAUUUCAUAACCUACAGUGAGAAAACUGGUUGCUUGAGGAGCAAUAAACAAGCUUUCAAAUCUUCAAAGGUGGAUGAAAAUUUUGAUGCGUCUGGUAGAAAUAAAACUAAAGAUGAUGAUGAUGAUGGAGAAAGGGAAAGGUAUGAUAGAGGACAUGUGUUAAACACUAAAGAUGUACUAGAACAAAAGCCGUCUUCUCAUGCAAACAAGGAGUACUUGAUGAAGCCCAUCCAAGAACUCGAUCUCUCUAACUGUGAGAGCUGCACUCCGAGUUAUCGACUUCUUCCUGAUAAUGUUGUAAUCCCACCAGCAAACUGGAGAACAAAGAUUGGUGAUGAGGUUUUGAAUGACCGUUGGGUGUCUGUUACUUCAGGAAGUGAGGAUUACUCCUUCAAACACAUGCGCAAAAAUCAAUAUGAAGAAAGCUUGUUUAGGUGUGAGGAUGACAGGUUUGAACUUGACAUGCUGCUGGAAUCAGCGAACACAACAGUCAAGCGCGUUGAAGAACUCUUGAACAGUAUAGAUAAUCAUACAAUCAAACUAGAUGAUUCAUUCCAUAUUGAAGAUCAUUUGACCGCUCUUGAUCUACGAUGCAUUGAGCAUUUAUAUGGUGACCAUGGGGUUGAUGUACUUGAGGUACUGAGAAAGAGUGCUACAUUUUCACUUCCGGUUGUCUUAAGUCGGUUGAAGCAGAAACAGGUUGAAUGGGCAAAGUGCCGUAUGGAGUUCAAUAAGGUUUGGGCAGAUACUUAUGCAAAAAACUACCACAAAUCACUUGAUCACAGGAGCUUCUAUUUUAAGCAGCAAGAUACUAAGAACUUGAGCGCUAAAGCAUUGUUAGCAGAGAUCAAAGAAAUUAGCGAAAGAUAUCAAAAUGAAGAUGAAAUGGUCCUCGUUGAUAGUUCUGGGCAUAAAAAGCCCAUGAGACCUGACAUGGAAUUUGAAUAUCCUGAUCCAGACAUCCAAGAUGAUAUGUAUCACCUGAUUAAAUAUUCCUGUGGAGAACUUUGUACUCCUGAACAGCGAGACAAAAUCAUGAAGAUCUGGACAACCUUCCUUGAGCUUGUGUUUGGUAUUCCUUCUCAUCCUCCAAGUGCAGAGGACAAUGAAAAUCAUGUUAAGGUUGACAAUGAUAUAGCCAAAAAUGGGGACGGUAAUAGUGAAGAGAAUGACAGUCCUGUUGGUGCUACUACUUCCUUCAAGCGAUCAAACUCAUCAAGAUCUGGGGAAGAAUGCAGUUUGACUGAGCAUCCGUGUUCCAGCCAAGUACUUAUGUCACAUGGUAAUUCCCCAGUUAAGAAUGGUAGUUCUCCUGGUACAGAUUUUGUUACUAGUCAGAGUGACAGACGCUCUAAUUGCCCCCAAAGUGAAAAUAUGAAGACAUGUAAUAGUGUGAUGUCUGAUAAGUCCUGGGCUGGCAAACAUGCUGGUUCAGAAAAAGACUGUCCAAAUACUGCCAGAGGAAAGAGCAUCGAUGAUGAUGUUUCCACUAUAAAUAGAGGGCCUCCCUGUACCAAACCUAACCAUGGGAUAGAAGGAAUGCCCACUCAAGAAUUAGAGGAUGGAGUUAUCAAACAAAUUACCUCUUCAAGUAAGGCCAUACCUGAAGAUGUCAAAAUCCAGACUUGCCACGAGGCAAGUGAAAUCCACUCUAAAAUCGAUUGGGAAGAAGGUGAACUGUCUCCUGAUAAAGAUAUGGAUGAGAAAAGAACGUCAGCAUGUGGAAAUACUGGUACUGAAGAAGAGCAGUCACUUUAUAAAGUUGAUCCAAGCAUUAGAAGAAGCAGAGGAGAUACCAAUGACGAAGGGGAGGAAAGUGCCCAUGGCUCAUCUGAAAGUGAGAAUGCUUCUGAAAUUGGCGAUGUAUCAGCAAGCCAAUCUCCGAAUGUAGAAGAGUGUUCUCCUGAAGAACCUGAUGAUGAUGGUGACAAUGAUGAGAAUGUCAACAAAGCUGAGCAUGAAGUAGAGGCAGAUAAUCUGGCGGAUGUUCACGACACUGAAGGAACAAUACCGUUUUCUGAUUGUUUCCUGCAGACUGUGAAGCCUCUUACAAUGAAAAUGUCAAUGUCACAUCAUGGCAACGAAAACAAUUCUCAGAUCUUUUAUGGAAAUGAUUCUUUCUAUUUGCUUUUCAGGUUUCAUCAGAUUCUGUAUGCUAGAAUGCAAAGUGCCAAGUUACAUGCUUCAUCUCCUGAAAACAAAUGGCGGAUUUUGAAUAAUGCAAAUUCGGAAGAUUCAUAUGCUAGAUUUAAGGAUGCAUUAUGCAGUUUGCUGAAUGGGUCUUCUGACAAUGCCAAGUUUGAGGAUGAGUGUCGGGCUAUUAUCGGGGCUCAAUCGUACAUCCUUUUCACAUUGGACAAGCUUAUUCAAAAACUUAUCAAACAGCUACAAACAAUCUCCACUGAUGAGAUGGACAACAAACUCCUCCUCCUCUAUGCGUAUGAAAGGUCAAGAAGUCCUGGAACGUUCCAUGAUAAAGUAUACUAUCAAAAUGCUUGUUUCCUUCUUCCAGAGGAUAACUUGUAUCGUAUAGAAUGUUUUCCUUGUCCAACGCGAUUGACCAUACAGGUCAUGAAAAACGAGCAGGACAAGCUCGAUCCGAAGGCUACCUCUAUGGACCCCAAAUUUGAAACUUAUUUAAAUGAGGUCCUUUCAGCCGUUCCAAGAGUAAGGGGAAGAGCCCGGGCAUUCUUGAAGAGAAACAUAAAAAAGUUUUCAAGUGGAGAUGAAGCUUUAGACUUUCAAAGAGCCAUGGAAGGAGUUAUAGUUCGAAAUGGUCUGGAAACAAGGAUAAAUUGCAGUUCAUCAAAGGCCUCAUAUGUUGUGGGAACAGAAGACAUUUUUUACCGGGUUAGGAAGAGGAAUAAGAAGAGUCAGAGGAAGACUGGAAAUCGAUUUUCCAUCUGGUGCAUCCAAGUUCCCCGACCGCAGGGUUGGUUUCUGACCCAGGAGGAGGAGGAGGAGGAGGAUUUUAUGGCGAAGAAGUGUGAGACUUGUUUGUAAUUAACAUAUGAGUUGGUGUUGGUGUCGGUGAUAUCCUGAUCUCAGACAUUGCUGAUCUCAAUCACAGUAGUAAAUUAAGUUGCCAGCAACAAAAGACAUUAGAUUACAUUACAUUACAUUAAUUAAUUGCAUUUCUAUGUGGAGAGACUAGAAGCUGUUCUAUUCUAUCUAUAUGUAUGACAACAUUAACUGCCAAAAACCCAGUUCAUAGUUACAUUCUCAAUAGCAUUUAAAUUUGUGUUUU